Messenger RNA from Oppiella nova, 558 nucleotides. The record is from the annotation of a GenBank genome assembly. Lineage: Eukaryota; Metazoa; Arthropoda; Arachnida; Sarcoptiformes; Oppiidae.
AUGAAGUAUAUAAUUGUACUGGGGGUUUUCAUCUGUUGCGCCAAACAAAUAUAUUCCGACAAUCCAAAAGUGGCAGCAGUCAAGAACUUUAAGGUUAUUACUGGUCCCGAAGUCUACGACAAAGAUAUUCGACCCAAUUUAGGGGAAAAUGCAAGUGUCCAAGUUAAUAUUACAAUGCAUGUCACCGAUUAUGAAUUCAAUCCGAUCACAAGGACUUUUAGUCUAUUAUUGUGCUUAAUUGUGGUAAUACUUCAGGAGAUGACCAUGGUCAUGUACUUCCGACAAAAGUGGACCGACCCAAGACUCGUGUCAAACACUUUGACGGCUGAUGUAAUCGGUGGCAAAUCAAUAAUAGAGAGAGUGUGGACACCCGACACAUUUUUCUCAAAUUCAUUGGACGUGAAUAUCAUGAAAUAUCCGACCCGUAACUUAUUCGCCAAAGUAUUACAUAAUGGAGAAGUCUAUUAUAGCGAGAGAAUUAAGGUUGUGUUUCGUUGUGGACCACAAAUAUCCAUCAAAUCAGAUGAAUGUGACCUCGAAAUAGAGUCCUGUAAGUGA